CCGAUGAGGGGCCGCAUCUUGCGGGUCUGGCGGGGAGGGUGGAGCCGCGGGCGGGGCCGGGGGACGGUAGCCGCCGGCGAGGCCCAGAGGAGGCGGGAGAAGCCCCCCUGGAGGGUCCUGUUCUUCGGCACCGACAGCUUCGCGGCCGAGACCCUCCGAGCGCUCCGGGCUGCCCGGGAGCCGGGACCGGAUCCGCUUGUAGAUCGCCUGGAGGUGGUGACCUUACCAUCUCAGCUGCCAAAGGGCCAUGCUGUCAAGAACUAUGCGGAUCAGUUUCUGCUCCCCGUCCACCUCUGGCCAGAUAUCGGGCCUUGUGAGCACUUUGAUGUCGGUGUGGUGGCAUCCUUUGGGCGUCUGCUGAGCGAGGACAUCAUCCUGAAAUUCCCAUAUGGCAUGCUGAACGUCCAUCCCAGCUGCCUUCCACGGUGGCGCGGCCCUGCGCCAGUAAUCCACACGGUGCUCCAUGGCGAUACAGUCACUGGGGUGACAAUCAUGCAGCUCAGGCCUAAAAGGUUUGAUGUCGGUCCCAUUAUCAAACAGGAAACCAUCGCUGUCCCGGCCCGCUGCUCAACGAAAGAACUGGAGUCGCUGUUGUCGAAACUAGGUGCAAACAUGCUCAUUGCAGUCCUUCAAAAUUUACCAGAAUACUUACGGAACAAGAAAGAACAGCCAAAGGAAGGAGCGACGCUUGCUCCCAAAGUCACUGUUUCGAUGAGCUACAUCCAGUGGGAAGAACAAACCUCCGAGCAAAUCCUGCGGAUGCAUCGCGCCUUGGGAGCAACGAUGCCUCUACAGACCCUGUGGAUGGGCACCGUUGUCAAGUUGUUGGAUUUAGUGGACGUGGACGCUGGCCUUCCUGGGAGGUCGGCAACGGAACCUGGAUCAAGCCCCGGAUCAGUGGUCUACCAUAAGCAGUCACAGACAUUGAUGGUUCGUUGCAAGGAAGGCUGGGUCGGCGUCAGAGCCCUCAUCCUGAAGAAGAAACUGACGGCCACCGACUUCUACAACGGCUACCUGCACCUGUGGUUUCAGCAGGGUUCCAAGAUGCCCCCCGGAGAGUGCAGGUUCCAAACGCUCAAGCCGCCAGCGGCAAAAAAGGCUCCCGAAGGAGCAGGACUCUGCGUGCACAACAGGCAGCACUGACAGGGCAAAGGCUUCCCGGUUGGAGGACCCCGGUGCUGUUGACUCUGGCAAGAAGGGACACUGGGAUUUUUUCCUGUUGGGUCUGCACCUGAGGCACGAUGCUGGUGGCUCACUGCAUAGCCAUCUGGCCGACUUGAAAACUGUAAGAGGGGAAGGUUGGGAAGAGCCAAAAUCUGGCCGAGGUGGUGUGCACGACUGCUAUGGAGUUCAGGCUACCAGAAUGGUGAAUUCUGGGGUGCUUGGAAAUUGACCGUUUUUUUCAGCUUUCCCAGGUGGGUUUGCUAGUCCUGACUACGGAGCAAUGGUGUGCUUUUGUUGUA
Gekko japonicus is the source of this 1463-nucleotide messenger RNA. Its product is annotated as methionyl-tRNA formyltransferase, mitochondrial-like. NCBI's taxonomy places the organism in Eukaryota, Metazoa, Chordata, Lepidosauria, Squamata, Gekkonidae. Gene Ontology annotation, cellular component: mitochondrion. The coding region runs from base 4 to 1143 and encodes 379 amino acids. Gene Ontology annotation, biological process: biosynthetic process; conversion of methionyl-tRNA to N-formyl-methionyl-tRNA. The transcript has 9 exons. Gene Ontology annotation, molecular function: methionyl-tRNA formyltransferase activity. The record is from RefSeq and is a predicted model, not a curated record.